This is a messenger RNA of Syngnathoides biaculeatus (alligator pipefish), 1293 nucleotides long. RefSeq names its product POU class 3 homeobox 2b (gene pou3f2b). The transcript has a single exon. The record is from RefSeq and is a predicted model, not a curated record. Gene Ontology annotation, biological process: regulation of transcription by RNA polymerase II; brain development. Gene Ontology annotation, molecular function: RNA polymerase II cis-regulatory region sequence-specific DNA binding; DNA-binding transcription factor activity, RNA polymerase II-specific. Lineage: Eukaryota; Metazoa; Chordata; Actinopteri; Syngnathiformes; Syngnathidae. Gene Ontology annotation, cellular component: nucleus.
AUGAGCGCGCAGGGCGGAGCGGUGCCGAGAUGCAGGUGAGUCUCGGCGUCCACUCGGCAGAGCGCCUGGGAGGGGAGCCGCCUGUAGGCAGCAGCAGCAGCACAGGAUGCGUGCGUCAAAUGCCAGCUGGUUCUAAUGCGAGCUAGCAGUCCGGCUCCGAGCGUCAUGGCGACCGCAGCGUCCAACCACUACAGCAUCCUCACCUCCAGCGCAUCCAUCGUGCACUCGGAGCCCGGUAACAUGCAGCAGCAAGCGGCGGCGUACCGGGACGCGCAGAGCCUGUUGCAGAGCGACUACCAGCUGCAGAGCAACAGCCACGCGCUCAGCCACGCGCACCAGUGGAUUACCGCGUUGUCCCACGGUGAGGCGGCCCCGUGGUCCUCGGAGCAGGACAUCAAGCCCGCGGUGCAGAGCGCACGGGACGAUAUGCACACCUCCGGCGGCAACCUGCAGCACCAGUCGCGGCCGCCGUCCCACCUGCAAGUGCACCAGAACCACCACGACGCGCGGGCGUGGAGGACCACCACGGCGGCGGCGGCGGCGGCGCACAUCCCCAGCAUGGCGACCAGCAACGGCCAAAGCCUGAUCUACUCUCAGCCGAGCUUCGGCGUCAACGGGCUGAUCCAGGGGUCCCACCAUCACAACCUCAGAGACCCGCACGAGGACCACCACAGCCCGCACCUGAGCGAGCACAGCCAUCCGCCGUCGCAGCAGCAACACCAGCAUGGCCCCAACCACCACGACCACUCGGACGAGGACACGCCGACCUCGGACGACUUGGAGCAGUUCGCCAAGCAGUUCAAGCAGAGGAGGAUCAAGCUGGGCUUCACGCAGGCGGACGUGGGGCUCGCCCUGGGGACCUUGUACGGGAAUGUCUUCUCCCAAACCACCAUUUGCAGGUUUGAGGCCCUGCAGCUCAGCUUCAAAAAUAUGUGCAAGCUGAAGCCUCUGUUGAACAAGUGGCUGGAGGAGGCGGACUCAACCUCGGGCAGCCCGACCAGUCUGGACAAAAUCGCCGCGCAGGGCAGGAAAAGGAAAAAACGGACUUCCAUCGAGGUCGGCGUUAAGGGGGCUUUGGAGAGCCAUUUUUUGAAGUGCCCAAAACCCGCAGCCUCGGAAAUAAUCUCACUGGCGGACAGUCUGCACUUGGAGAAAGAAGUGGUGAGGGUUUGGUUUUGUAACAGGAGACAGAAGGAGAAACGCAUGACGCCUCCCGGAGGAGCUCUGCCGGGGAGCGAGGACGUGUACGGGGACACGCCGCCCCAUCACGGGGUCCAGACCCCGGUUCAAUGA